UUUAAAUUUACAAUCUGGGAAACUGCGUGGAUAAAUCAGUCGUUUCUGUUGUCCAACAGAAACUUAGGUUGAAAUCGAUGAACCUUUAUUACCUUCCAACAUCACCACCAUGUCGUGCUGUUCUUUUAUUAGGCAGGAUUUUGGGACUAGAUUUUAAUCUUAGACUUACAAAUAUUCAAGAAGGGGAGCACAUGAAAAAGGAUUUCCUUGAACUUAAUCCAACUCACACCAUACCAACGUUGGAGGUGACAGAAAGUGGUUUAGUUUUGUGGGAAAGCAGAGUUAUUUUGACGUAUCUUGUAUCGUCAUUUGGAAAGAGCGAACACGAAAAUCUUUAUCCCGUCGAACUACAGAAACGUGCACUUGUUGAUUUACACCUUCAAUUUGAUCUCUCAACGUUAUAUCAACGGACGGUCGAUUAUUUCUUCCCUACAAUCUCUUUAGGUGCUCUACUUGAUGAAUCAAAGAAAGCUCGAUUAGUUGAAGCUUUGGGAUUUUUCGAAGCUCUUUUGAAGAAUAAAAAAUUCUCCACUGGUGAUGAUUUUACUCUCGCUGAUCUUUCUCUGUGUGUCACUGUGUCACAAAUUGAAGCAUUUAAUUUUGAUUUGUACCCUUUCCCAAAAAUAAGAAAAUGGUUAGCUGAAUGUAAAAAUGAAUUACAACCAUAUGGCUAUGCAGAAAUUAACGAAAGUGGAAAUAAAAAUCUAGCAUGGUUGUUUGACGCUAAGUUGAAAGCAGCCAAAUAAAUCAGACAAAUAUGUCAUGUGUGGGAGCGCUUACAUGCUUUUUAUGUUCCCUUUCUAUGCACUUAAAUAUUCUCUAACAUGAUGUAGAUUAGUUUUAUUAUUGCUGUAAGAGAAAAUAAUACUGUUUAAUGUGUGGAUUAUAUUUGGUAG
This is a messenger RNA of Clunio marinus, 896 nucleotides long. NCBI's taxonomy places the organism in Eukaryota, Metazoa, Arthropoda, Insecta, Diptera, Chironomidae. The record is from the annotation of a GenBank genome assembly.